This is a messenger RNA of Seriola aureovittata, 3458 nucleotides long. Its product is annotated as group 3 secretory phospholipase A2-like. The coding region runs from base 259 to 2409 and encodes 716 amino acids. Lineage: Eukaryota; Metazoa; Chordata; Actinopteri; Carangiformes; Carangidae. Gene Ontology annotation, biological process: phospholipid metabolic process; arachidonate secretion. The transcript has 7 exons. The record is from RefSeq and is a predicted model, not a curated record. Gene Ontology annotation, molecular function: A2-type glycerophospholipase activity.
CGAAACUGUCUGGGAACACAAAUGCACACUAACUAAAACAGUGAGGUGUGUCAUAUUCCCGCAGCGGACCAAUAAGAAGGCCCUCUCAAUAAACAGUCCCGGAGACAUACAUGACUCUCAAACAGAGACAGACAGACGGCUUAAAACCGGCAGGUGCAGAGCUACACUGAUGCUGCAGUAAAUGCGGAAUAAUUCCUCCUUUCAGACAUUGAUAAAACCCUUCAAACAGGAUUGGCUAUACACCAAUUUCACAUUGAAAUGCAAAGCAGAGUCCUACAACAAGUUAUUUUCUCCUUAUCAUGGCUCAUUUUAUCAAAAGCACAAGAUGUGAUCGGAUCUGGUCUCUCCUGUCUCAGAUACAGUCCUGCAGAUGCUCACGGACAGACGCGCAUCACUUUUCUGCGGGAGGACGCAGCCGGUGCGCGCUCCCUCUACCUCACCCUGUGGUCCGAAGACAUGCGCCUGCUAACAUGCGAAGUAACCAGCAGUCCACUGGCCACUGAGCGUUACCGCACUCUCUGCGACAGAAGCGGCACCCAGAGUCAAGAAAUAACCCGGAGGUUGAAUAUCAGUGUGUUGUCGGCUCCGGAUGCUCCUUGCGCGCUCGUCUCCUCCAGUGCGCCAAAGUUUCCCAGGCGCACAAGAAGAGAUGGGACAGAGGGCAAAGCUCGGCGGAAACGCGCCUGGAUAUUGCCAGGAACUCUGUGGUGCGGCAAGGGAAACGAAGCGGUCAGAUACGAGCAGUUGGGAAUGUUUGAAGAUGCAGAUAGAUGCUGUCGUGAGCACGACCACUGCUUGCAUAUCAUCCCUGCUUUCACAGUGAAUUAUGGAGUCUUCAACCCCAACCUCUACACCGUCUCACACUGUGACUGUGACCAAAGGUUUCGACGGUGUCUUCAGGAUGUGAAUGAUACCGUUUCCUCUAUGGUGGGCUAUAGCUUUUUCAACAUCCUGCGGGUUCCCUGCUUCGAGCUCAAAACUCAGAGGCGAUGCACCCAGAUUUACUGGUGGGGGAUGUGCAAAGUAGCCAAACAGGCUCCAUAUGCCGUCUUCAAAAAUCCCCUCCCAUACAACACCUCUGAUGUUGCAAACAAAUACUUGAACAACACUAGAAGCAACAAGUUAACAAGCGAGGUAACAAAAAGCCAUGUGAUCGGCCCAUGCAGAAAGUCACAAAAAAGUGAACAUAGAUGUGGCUCCAGAGACCCGCCCAGACAAGACACUUUCUACCGCAGAGGGACAAAGGGGAAAGGAUGUAAAACGCACUGUAAACUGUCUACAGUCGCACCCCCCCAAAUGCCCUCAUUAUCACAGGCACACACCACUACUCCUUCAAUGAUAACAGGUCUUUUAAAUCCUUCUAAAAGUAAGGCAUCGAUGUCAAAUAAAAACAUUUUUGGAAAAGAGAAGCGCACCAGAGAGCGGCUGUUGGCUUACCCUACACAGAGAAGCCAAGUUCCACCACAGGUGACUAUAAACUCUUAUCCACAACCAUCAUCUACAACACAAAGCAUGCCACCUUUAACACAGAGCCAAAAUCACUCCACAGCCAUCUCAACAGCGACCAAAACCAGAAAAAGUCACAGAAAAGCUCCAAAGCAAAGUUGUUGUGGAUCUAGGAUGCCUGUGAGGGAGUUUCCGCCUCGUUGUAAAAGUGGUCUGGAACAAGCAACAAGAUCUCACUUGACAAUUGUUAGAGCUGCAACAACUACAAAUGGACUGCUAGUCAAAGUGACAACGGAAACAUCCGGACAAGACACUUUGAAGAGACUCUGGAAUACAGCUACAUUUGCAACACCCAUCACAACAAAACUAAAGACAGCAGCCUCUCUUCAUGAGGAUGGCAAGCCACAAAAGGAAAUUAACUCCCGUCUACUAGAAAAUAAGACAGGCCAGGAGCCCAUGGGUAGUACCAUAGCCCAAAGUACGAAGGAAGAAAGAAUCUUAAAACAAAGUAAUGCAUUGCGUAAUAUGACAGACAAUCAGCUCCUGUGUGGAAGCUUCAAACAUCUGGAUGAAUGUAAAUAUCAAAUCCCUCCUCUACAGAAGAAAUAUGAUCUGCAGAAUAUGGAGUCAAAGACCGCCUACCACUGUGGUUGCACCAGCCGCUUGGCUGUUCAGAUCAAAAGCUUCAAGCAGCCCAGUGUUCUCCCCACACUAGUGAUGGAUUUUGUCUCCCACUACUGCUUUAGAAUGCCGAAGGACAAAAAGUGCCAUCGCAGAAAAAGCUGUUCUGGGGGCUUCAUUAAAGCCUCUGACCUACUUCGAGCACUAAAGAAGAUAGAGGAAAAAGACACUGCUGGGGUGCGAAAUUCAGGAAAUGACAGAAAAAGAGGGAAUCCUGUUCGACUUUAUAAGCGAUGCCUAAGGCUGGAAAGAGAAGCUGAUAUUAUGGCACAGCUCACAUGAUUACAGACUAAGCUGCCAUGUGCAGCAACAAUGACUUUUAUCAGCUUUAAAUUUCAUGCGGCAUUUUCUGUUUCUCUCUGAUGGUGUAAAAUGGCAGUGCAAUGAAAAUACUUAAACCCUUCAAUCUGGUAAUAUUUUUGUAAGUAUGUCAUGGAUGUGAAUUUAAUAUAUUUAUAAAGAACUGUUAAACAAAACUGAAAACCAUCCAAUAGUUCAAUUGUGCUUUGAAAAUGUAAUACACUCAUUUAUUUUGUUUGAAAAUCAUGUGUCAAGGCCAUUUUGCAAACACAUUCCAUUAUCUGCACUAUAUAUUAAUUUAGUCAGGAAAAAUUACUAGACAUACGCCUCAAUGCAUUAAAAAACAACUCACAACCUUCUAGUAAUCAUAACCCUAAAUGAGAAAAGUUAAACAACAAAUUCUUGGUUUACCUUUUAGCUAUUGGAAUGAUUAUCAUUUAUUAGCUUUAGUGUAGUGUGAUCCAUCCCUACCCUUCAAAAUAUAUCAUACAAAAGUACAUAUCUUAGUACAUGUAAAUAAAACAUCCCUGAUCCAAAAACCUUUUGUGAGGGAUACAACCUGUUCAAUGUGCACCUCAUAUGUCCUUUCAUAAACUCCAAUGACUUACAAUGUAUUGCAUCACUGUUUCUUUUACAUGUUAUUUCCAAGGUAAGAGAGAUGGAAACUGGCUACAUCAGUUGUUUGAAACAGAUUCAAAUAUCUAUUCCUCUUAAACUAGACAAUUGUCAGGUUUGCACCUCCCCAAAAACACCACCAUAGCCAAGUAGGCUUCAUACAGGCCACAAAUGUGACCUCAAGAUUUUGUUGCUAUGUUGCAUUUAAUAAAUUUGUGUAUUUAACAUGACAUGAAGGAAUAUGUAAAAUCACACAAUUAAAUGUCAGGGGUAACACAAUUAGGCAACAAGACUUAUUUCCAUUGUGGUCUAUGGAUCUGAUGUACAGUAAAGACAGCAAAUAUGCAGGUGACGACCAAACCCUGAACUUUGUUAUUAUAUUGUACAAUAUAAUCUUUGAACUACAUGAUAGUUAU